AUGGAAGACGGUUCUGUACUUUUAUCAGUCGUUGCAUACUUAUAUGGUAGCGGUUCCUGGACCGACCAUAGACGACAGAUCUACCGUAGCCCGUGGAGAGGCUUAACGGCACGAGACACUACAAGAACAAGACAAACACUGUUUAGUCCACGACCUGGUGAAAGAGUUCACGGAGUUAGCAAUAGUAUUCUUGAUGAUAAGAACAAAACUAUUUCGUUUCGAAUCAAUUCUCAUGAAGCGGCUAGUGAGAACAAUGGAGUAGCUGAAGUUGUUCCAAGAAUUCAUAGAAGCUUCCUCGAAGGCAUGAAAACGUUUAACAAAUCAUGGGGACAGAGCCUUUCAUCCAAUCCUAAUCCUUCUACCGCAACACGACCACAGGAUCAUAGUGCUACAACACUAAAUUCUUAUCAAAGGGAGAAUGCUCGAGUGGCGGAAGGAUCUGACAAUGUUCUGAAGAGGAAGAGAGUAUUAUUGUCUGAUGACUGCAAUAAGUCAAACCAAGAUUUGGAUCUAAGCUUGUCCCUUAAGGUACCUCGGACACACGACAACCUUGGAGAAUGCUUGUUAGAAGAUGAAGAAAAAGAACAUGAUGAUCAUCAAGAUAGCCUGCAGGGUUUGUCUCUUUCAUUAUCUUCGUCAGGUUUAUCAAAACUUGGUCGAACCAUUAGGAAAGAAGAUGAUCAGACUGAGAGAAAGAUUGCGGUCUUGGCAAGUCCCCUUGAUCUCACUUUGUGAAUAUAACAACAUAUAUAUACGUAUAUUCUAAGUGAGAUCUUGAGGUACUUGUUGAUGGAAGACGGUUCUGUACUUUUAUCAGUCGUUGCAUACUUGUGACAGGACCCAUAAUAAAGGAAAUAAUAGACAUUUUUUUAUAACUUUCUUUUUUUUUUUUGUCAUUUUUCCACAUUUAAAUAUAUGUGAAUUGUGAUCGAGUUGGGAGCUAGCAGAGACUUGUUUUCUACUGAAUAAUAACAAGCAAUACAUUAGUGAGUCUA
Camelina sativa (false flax) is the source of this 995-nucleotide messenger RNA. The record is from RefSeq and is a predicted model, not a curated record. Lineage: Eukaryota; Viridiplantae; Streptophyta; Magnoliopsida; Brassicales; Brassicaceae.